Messenger RNA from Phoenix dactylifera (date palm), 2318 nucleotides. Lineage: Eukaryota; Viridiplantae; Streptophyta; Magnoliopsida; Arecales; Arecaceae. The record is from RefSeq and is a predicted model, not a curated record.
CGUCGUAUUAUUAUAUUUGUUAUUAUUUACGAAAUUUAAUUUUAAAAAUCGAGAAAGGGCAUUAGGGAUUCGGGAGCUCUUAUUUUCCUCCCAUUUCCUCCUCUACGAACCGCCCCGGCGACGCCGCCGCCGAUCCUCCUCCUCUUCCUCCUUCUCCCCUCUCUCUCUCGCGGCGCCUGACCCCAGCUGGCCUCUCCCUCCCCUUCCACUCCUCUGAGAUCCGACGCCGCCUCUCUCCCCGACCGAUGACCACCCGUCUCGUUGCCGACCGCUCCCUAGAUCCCCCUUCCAUCCGGUUCGACGCCAUGACCGGCGACCCAAAGCUCCCAAUACCGAGGCCCUUAAACCUCCCACCUCCUCUCUGGCCGCCUCGUACCCAUUCCCGGCCGGUCGAACUCUCCGACCCCGACGGCCGACAUCGAUGGCGGAAGAAGAACCAAGCAGUCGAAUCGUCCCCAAAUCGGACUCCGACGUCACAACGGGUGCGUUCUCUACUUCUCUUUCUCGCACGAGCGACGGACUUAGGCCUGGGCCUGUUCAGUUCUAGACCUUGAAAGAUACGGGCCGGGCGGGUCUCAGGAUUUCCCGUCCGUAGCCGGGCCGGGCCCGAGGAUUUCACGUCCGUAGAUGGGCCGGGCCGGGCGGGUCUCAGGAUCUCACGUCCUUAGCCAGGCCGGGCCGUCCUCGGUGUUUGGAAAUUUUCUGUAUAUUUUCCCAGUAUGCUCGAUUCCGAGUCUAACUCGGAUUAUCUGAAGACCUUUCUUAAUUCGGCAAAGGAGAGAGAGAGACUUCUGCUAUAAAGAAGAGCAAGCGGAAAAAAAAAACAACGAAAGAGAAGCGAAAAGAAAACUAGAAAAGUUUCAAACAAAGAAGAAGAGAAAAACACAGAGCAAGCAGAGAUGGAGGAAGAUGAAGGCAUUGGAAACGUUGCGCCCGGCCACCACUUCAGGCCUUUUCCCAAGGAGCUGGUGGAAUUCUACCUUCGGCCCAGGCUGUUGAACCAACCCCUACCAAACCAGGCUAUCAAAGAGUUGAACCUCUACGAUUUCCACCCCAGGGAUAUUUUAGGUAAUACACCUCCUGGUAAGCAUCUAUAUUUCUUCACUCCAAGAAAAAAGAAAUAUCCUAACGGAACAAUGCCCGCUCGCGGAACAAAAGGGGGAUAUUGGAAGGCCUCAGGAAAAGAUACGAUCAUCAGAAAUAAAUAUGCAAAUGAGAUUGGUCGCAAGAAGUCUCUUGUCUUCUAUGAGGGGCACCAACGUAAUGGAACAAGAACAAGAUGGCUGAUGCAAGAGUACACUAUUAAGGAAUUCUGGUUUCCUACCAACCAAAACAAGGAUGAGCUUGGUGCUCUGGCUUUGUGUGAAAUAUACUUAAAGCCAACACCAAAUCAGUCGAGGGAUGGCAAGCUUCAAGUGGAUGAACAGGAAGUGGAGGAAGAAGGAUCACCAUCUCCUUCUUCGGAUAACAUAUUUGCUGAUCGUCGAGUCCGGCCACGUCCACCUCCAUGCAACCAUGGCAAGGAUGCCCCGGUCGCUUCUACGAGUGGGUGCCCAUCAGCAACGGCGAGGCCUGGUCCUUCCAUGCCAUCCAUGGGCUACAAUAAUCUCUGGAGCCACAACAUGGUGCUAAUUCCUCAAUCCAGCCUCAGGCCAGGGGGUCCUCAGGCUAUGGGGGGUUAUCGUAGCAGUCAUCAGAUCAGGCCACUACCUGCUCAUCACCGUCAACCUGGCCAUGUUGCUCGCUCAUCUGGUUUCGGCAACGCCGGUGGUCUUCUCCUGCAUACGAUGUCUCCGAUGCAGCCUGGCGUCUUGGUUCAUUCAUCCUACUGUCACUGUGUGGUAUCGGCGCCAUCGCCGCAGUUUGGGAGUUCAGCCAUUUCAUCCUUUCGAAACCAGCUGGUGCCGCCCAAUAUAGCUGCUUCAUCCUCCCAAUAUCAACUACCGCUGCAAUUCAACUUUGAAGCUCGCCAAUCCAUGUCGUCAGACUCCAAAACAUCUCCACAAACAACUCUCUGGCCACUACCGAGCCACUUGAGUUGAUGGUGGAGAACAUCUAGAUUUCCAGGUUCAGUAACAUAGAUUAGGAAUCAAGUGUGUCUUCAUUUUCUCUUUUUUUUUGGUUGGUCGAGUAGGAAUCAAGGUUGAAUUGAGGUUGAAUUUAGUUUUAGCUUUCUUAGAAGUUCUAUUAGUCUUAGUUGCUCGCUAGGUAGCAUGGGAUUCACUCAUUCGCAUGGACCAGGAGUCCGAUUUUAGAUUCGUAUGAGUUCAGAAUGUUCUUGAAAUCAAGGAACUAAUGGAGGAAAUUCGUUUAUUAAA